UAAAGAAUUUUUAAUUUAUUUUCUUUGCUUGGAAUUCAGGAAUAAUAAAAAAAAAUUCAUAACGAAAAGAUAAUAAUAAUAAUAUAAUUAAUUGAAAAUAAUGGGACGAAAAAAGAAAAAGCCAUCAAAACCAUGGUGUUGGUAUUGUAAUCGAGAAUUUGAUGAUGAAAAAAUAUUGAUUCAACAUCAAAAAGCUAAACAUUUUAAAUGUCAUACAUGUCAUAAAAAAUUAUAUACCGGGCCUGGUUUAGCUAUUCAUUGUAUGCAAGUACAUAAAGAAACAAUCGAUAAGAUUCCAAAUGCAUUGCCUAAUCGUAAUAAUGUUGAUAUCGAAAUUUAUGGUAUGGAAGGUAUACCUGAAGCUGAUCUUCGUCAACAUGAAAAAUCCAAAGGAAAUGGUGAAUAUGUAGCACCAGCUGAACCGAUAGUACCGCCUAGACCACCUAUAAUACCGAAAGUACCAAUACUUUCUGCACCAGUAACCGCUGGAACUAAUGUUCUUCCUAUGCCUAUGCCAACUGGUGCAGGUGCUUCUGGUGUACCUUAUCUACCACCCGGUAUGGUACCACCGGGUGUAAUGCCAUUCGCUGGUGCAGGUCAUCAUCCUCAUCAUCAUCCACAUCAAUUUCCUCAUCUAAUGCAUCCAGUCGGUAUGCCAACUCAUCCUCAUCAUCAUCCACCACCACCAUUGCCGCCAGGAUUUUCGCUUCCAGGAACUCAUCAUCAACCACCACCACCACCAGGUGUUCCACAUCAUCCAAUGAUGCAAAACCCAGUACAGCCACCACCACCAUCGAUACCUUCGACUACAAUUGCUUUGCCUGUUUUGUCACAGCAACCUCCGCCACCAAUUCCGACACAAUCAACGGUCGAAAUACCAAAACCAUUAUUUCCAUCGGUUUUGGUUACACAAUCACAAUCAUCUUCAACAUCGUCUGUUGCUUUAGGAACAGCUUCAACAACAUCUACGAUUGUCAAUAAAAUAGUCACAACAACAGCAACAAGUCGUAUUAUACAUCCGGAAGAAGAUCUAUCGCUGGAAGAAUUACGAGCUAAAAUGCCUCGUUAUAAACAUUUGAAUUUGGAACAAUAUUUUCCCUCAUCAUCUCAAUCACAAUCAUCAUCAUCUUUAUUGUCCACUUCGAAUUCAAUAACAACACCAGCGACAACGAUAACAUCUCAAUCAAUAUCCAUACAACAACAGCCUUCAUAUCCACAAACUUCAAUGCCGCCUAUACAGCCACCACCGCCACCAAUAUCUGCAAAUUCGGCUAUGUUAUAUCCACCACCGCCAUCAUCAUCAUCAUCAAUGGCAGGUGGUAUUCCUCAACCUCCUCCUCCUCCACCGAUUCCUUAUCAAAUGCCGGUUCCACCACCACCUCCUCCCCCAAUGCCACCAACAUCACAAUAUCUACCACCACCACCACCAUUACCUGCACCAACAUCACAAAAUUUUCAUCGAACUGCAUAUUGACAAAAAAAA
Molecule: messenger RNA, 1483 nt
Organism: Dermatophagoides pteronyssinus (European house dust mite)
Lineage: Eukaryota; Metazoa; Arthropoda; Arachnida; Sarcoptiformes; Pyroglyphidae
Product: BUB3-interacting and GLEBS motif-containing protein ZNF207-like
Biological process (GO): attachment of spindle microtubules to kinetochore; mitotic spindle assembly; mitotic spindle assembly checkpoint signaling
Cellular component (GO): spindle matrix; nucleus; kinetochore
Molecular function (GO): microtubule binding; DNA binding
Source: RefSeq, a predicted model, not a curated record